Ambispora gerdemannii is the source of this 315-nucleotide messenger RNA. The record is from the annotation of a GenBank genome assembly. NCBI's taxonomy places the organism in Eukaryota, Fungi, Glomeromycota, Glomeromycetes, Archaeosporales, Ambisporaceae.
AUGUCGAAGCCAAAACCUCGCGAGUUAAAGCUAAGAAAAGCAUCACAACCUGGCUUCGUCUCCAAGAAACUUGCUGUAGGAGCAAUGCAAAGAGAAGCGCGACGCCUAUACAAAAAUUCAGACUUGAUCCAAGAAUCUAGAAGCAAAUACUUUGAAGAAAGCUCGAUGGAGAUACACUUUGGAGAACGCCCGAACUCAGAUGAUUAUAGGAGAGAGUUCGGUUUCUGUAAAAUUGAACCCACCAAACUGGAAGACGAAGAAAGCGGAGAUGACGUGCCAUCAAGUACAGAUAACGAGAGCGAAGAUGAAUAUUGA